Molecule: messenger RNA, 564 nt
Organism: Ogataea angusta
Lineage: Eukaryota; Fungi; Ascomycota; Pichiomycetes; Pichiales; Pichiaceae
Exons: 1
Coding region: 1-564 (187 amino acids)
Cellular component (GO): outer membrane
Source: RefSeq, a predicted model, not a curated record
AUGUCUGCUAACGAAUUUUACUCUUCAGGCCAACAAGGCGAAUACCAACAACCGCAACAACAAGGCCAGCAACAACAGGUUGCCGGGGAAGGCGAGAGAGGCCUUCUCUCGACUGUUGUGGGUGGCGCUGCUGGAGCCUACGGAGGUUCGAAGCUGAGUGGCUCGCACUCCAAGCUGGGUGGCAUUGCCGGCGGUCUGCUCGGAGCAGUCGCUGCCAACAAGAUCGAGGACAAAGUUGAGCAGAAGUGGGAGCACCACCAGGGUGGCUAUGGUGGCCAGCACCACGGGGGCCAGGGCGGUCCAGGCGGUCCAGGUGGCCCAGGGGGGCCAGGGGGCUACGGUGAGCAGAGAGGCGGCUUUGGCGGACCCCAGGGUCCUCCACACGGAGGUCCCCAGGGCGGCUUUGGAGGACCCCAGGGUGGAUUUGGAGGGCCUCAGGGCGGCCCUCAGGGCGGAUUCGGGGGGCCUCAGGGCGGUUUCGGUGGCCCACAAGGAGGCCCACAAGGCGGCUUCGGGGGCCCGCAAGGCGGCUACGGCGGCCCAGGCCGCCAGGGCGGCUGGUAA